AUGUACUCUCACGUGCACACUCCCACGUACACACUCUCCACGACCACUCUCCCACGCACACUCUUCCACGACCACACACUCUCCACGCACACAUUCCCACGCACACACUCCCACGUACACACUCUCCACGACCACACUCCCACGACCACACUCCCACGACCACACUCCCACGACCACACUCCCACACACACACUCCCACGCACACACUCCCACGUACACACUCUCUACGACCACACUCCCACGACCACACUCCCACGACCACACUCCCACGCACACACUCCCACGUGGACACCCAAACGUGCAUGA
Scylla paramamosain (green mud crab) is the source of this 306-nucleotide messenger RNA. RefSeq lists its product as uncharacterized. The record is from RefSeq and is a predicted model, not a curated record. Bases 1 to 306 code for a protein of 101 amino acids. NCBI's taxonomy places the organism in Eukaryota, Metazoa, Arthropoda, Malacostraca, Decapoda, Portunidae. The transcript has 2 exons.